Molecule: messenger RNA, 1404 nt
Organism: Vitrella brassicaformis
Lineage: Eukaryota; Vitrellaceae
Source: the annotation of a GenBank genome assembly
GCAGUUUUCAGAACUUCUUGUAGAUAAGCUAUACAGUCAAUACUCGUCCUUCCACGGCAUCGCCAAGUUGGCAAAAAAGCCAUGGACAGAUAGAGAGAGGGAGAGACAACCAGUGCGUGCAGGGGUGAGUGGGGGUGCAAGGGGGGGUCCAUACGAUGCACACACACACAGAGAACGCACACACACACACACACACAGGCUCAGGCUCGGCCCUUCGGGCCUCGCCUUCGCAUCAGCGGCACACACACACACUUAGACAGACACAGGCGAGGCAGGUUUCGCUCGGCUUGGCUCCGCCCGGCCCUUCGGGCCUCGCCUUCGCCUGAGUGACACACACACACAGAGAGGGAGGGAGGGAGGGAGGGAGGGAGAGACAAUCGAAUGAGUGCAGGGGGCAGAUGGGAUGGAUGUGUGUGUGUGUGGGUGGGUGGGGGUCGUGUGUGUGUGUGUGUGAUGCACACACACACAGAGAACACACACAGACUCAAGACAGACAGACACGCUCGCCUCGGCCAUUCGGGCCUCGCCUUCGCACGACAGACACACCCACAGAGAGAGAGAAUCGAUCGGUGCAGGGCUGAAUAAAUGAAUGUGUGUGGGGGGUGCAUACAUAGCUUGCGAUGCACCCACCCACCCACACACACACACACACACACAAAAAAUACACAAGAAGGACAGGCACCUACCUAAUCACACGCACCCACACAUACACACGCUCACACGCACACACCCUCCGAUCGAUCCCACACGUGUCGUGUGGUGUGGUGUGGUGUGCGCCACGGCCACACACACGCCUUGCUGCACACACACACACACACACACAGAGAGAGAGAGAGAGAGAGAGGGAGAGAGAGAGAGAGGGCCGGCUGCCGAUGUGUCUUGGUUGAGAGGGGAACGCACUGAUGCGCUCACCGGUAAUGGUGGGUUGGUAUUUCUGGCAGAAGUCAGCUACCAUGGCGGACACGCGCAGGUUCUGAAUCGGCUGGAUGUCACACGCGACGACCUCAGCAAUCUCUCUCAGGAAGAGCCGGCCCAGCGAUGGCGUGUCGAACUCAUCGGCCAGCAUGACGGCUCGCCGGGCGAUCAGCCGAUAGAGCGGAUGGCUGCGGUACUGGUGCAGGGCGAAAGCAGCCGCCAGGCCGGCGAUGGUGGCUGCUUCCACUUGUGUCUUGGUCUCAGGAUGGCUCAGACGGGCGGCCACUUUGCGCGACACACGCCUGCAUACACCACCGACAGAGGCACGAACACAUUUGCAGUGGCUGGUGGCUGUCUGCCUGUUUGUGUACCUGCACACUGUCCUGUCGAUGUGGUCGACUCUGUCCAGUGCAAAGAGCAGCUGCACGAUGUCAUUGAGACUCAGCUGGUACAUGACAUUCGGCAAAUGCGAACACAGCGAGCGAAAGG